AAAAGCUUACGAUUUAGCCCAAAAGAGAGGGGGAAAAAAGAAACUCGAGAAACAAAUAUAUCUGCAAUUGCCGGCAGGCAAUCGAAGCAUUGCUUACAUCCAGAGAAGAGAGAGAGCAUCUGGGUCCCUCCCUCCCCCCUCGCCUUCCUCGGCCUCAAUCAGUGCAGCUUUAGCCUUCAUCGAUGUGGGAGAGAUCUUAGUAUUGGUUAAAGAACUAUGCCUCGAAAAGUUAGUUACGGAAACGAGUAUGCCGAUGGCUAUAAUGACUAUGACUAUGACUAUGACUAUGACUAUGAUUAUGAAAUUGGAUAUGCUGUAGAAGAAAAUGUGAAAGGACCUUCUGAGCAAGAUACUAUCAGACAUGGUGUGUGGCGUUGCUCCAUUUGUACUUAUGAUAAUGAUAAUACCAUGUCAUCAUGUGAUAUCUGUGGGGUUCUUCGCAGUCCUUCGGUCAGUAACAGAACCUAUGAUGAGAAGAGAACAGUUCAUGGCAUAUGCAAAGUUUCUGGAGUAUCUGUUAUGGCCAAGUCACUUUUUGCAUCAUCGCCACAUCAAAUGUCCAAAAAUGUUGUAGAUUCUCAACAACAGAACAAUGAUUUUCGGCUGAAAGAGGGCAAUAACUUCCACCUGCUUGGGAAUAACCAACAACAGUUUCAUGAAUUUCAUGAAGCUUAUAGUUCUCCUACCCAUUCUCGUAUUAAUAUAGCCCCUUUCAAAUUUGAUACUCCAUCUCCAGAUGACAUGGUUUCCAAUGGCAUGCAUUUGUCUAAACAGCAUCCAAGAGCACAGAAUUUUGGCUUGAAAUCUUCCAAAGUUCCCUCAAGUGUGGUUGGGAAGAAUAAGGCAGUUAAAGCAUCAAGUGCUAAAAGGUCAGAUAGCUCAUAUGACUCAACAGCAAAAGACAAGCACGAUGAGAUUAUCUUUCCGAAGAAUUUAGAAAUCAAUGUACCAUUAGGUUCAAGAACUUCUUCUUCAGUGCCAAAAGGUGGCCUUGAAAAUACGGACAAAAGUAGUAUUGCUGUUAAUAUGUGUUCUAGUGGUCCAAGCUCAUCAUCGUUGAUGCAAAAAGAAAGAACUGACAUGAUUGAUGACAGCAGCUCUUCAAGGCAUGGAGAUGAGGCACAUAGUCUCACCAGUAAUCUAAAAAACAUGGUUUUGGCUUCUGAAUCUGGGAACUCAAAAGAUAUAAGCCGUGGAAGAGUAAAUUCACAUGCAGAAUAUAAGCCUGAAAAGUGGACGCUCUCUGAAAAAGCAGAAGAUUCUCUGACUCAAUUAAAUCUUGCAAUUGUUGGGCAUGUUGAUUCUGGAAAAUCAACACUCUCUGGUAGAUUGCUUCACCUUUUGGGACGAAUAUCCCAAAAAGAAAUGCACAAAUAUGAAAAGGAGUCCAGAUUGCAGGGAAAAGGAUCCUUUGCUUAUGCUUGGGCAUUGGAUGAGAGUGCUGAAGAAAGGGAAAGGGGAAUCACUAUGACUGUGGCUGUAGCUUAUUUUGAUUCAAAAAACUAUCAUGUUGUUGUCCUUGACUCCCCAGGGCACAAAGAUUUUGUUCCAAAUAUGAUAACUGGGGCAGCCCAAGCUGAUGCUGUGAUUCUUGUCAUAGAUGCCUCUAUUGGUUCGUUUGAAGCUGGUAUGGAUGGCACAAAGGGACAGACACGGGAACAUGCACAACUCAUCAGAAGUUUUGGUGUUGAUCAAAUUAUAGUUGCAAUUAACAAGAUGGAUGCUGUGGACUAUUCUAAGGAUCGAUUUGAUUUUAUAAAAUCACAGCUUGGGACAUUUCUCCGCUCUUGUGGCUUUAAGGACUCCUCAGUUUCAUGGAUUCCACUAAGUGCUGUUGAAAAUCAGAAUUUAGUGGCUGCACCUUCUGAUGUUCAUUUAUCCUGGUAUCAGGGACCUUAUUUGUUAGAUGCAAUUGAUUCCUUCCAGCCUUCUAUUAGAGAUUUUUCAAAGCCCCUACUUAUGCCUAUAUGUGAUGUUAUAAAAUCUUCACAGGGGCAAGUGUCUGCCUGUGGCAAGUUAGAGGCUGGAGCUAUUCGAAGUGGAUCAAAGGUUUUAGUUAUGCCAUCUGCAGAUAUAGCAACCGUGCGUUCCUUAGAGCGUGAUUCCCAAGCUUGUUCAAUUGCAAGAGCUGGAGACAAUGUAGUUAUCAACCUGCAUGGGAUAGAUGGAAAUCAUGUGAUGGCUGGUGGUGUUUUAUGUCAUCCUGAUUUUCCAGUUGCAUUUGCAAAACAUUUGGAGUUGAGGGUGCUGGUUUUGGAUGGUGCAACCCCAAUUUUAACGGGUUCUCAGUUGGAGUUCUAUGUACAUCAUGCAAAGGAAGCUGCAAGAGUUUCAAGGAUAUCAUCAUUGCUUGAUUCAAAGACCGGGAAGGUCGCAAAGAAAGCACCCCGCUGCAUUGUGGCCAAGCAGAGUGCAGUCGUUGAGGUGGUUUUGCAAGAACCAGUUUGCAUUGAAGAGUUUUCAAAAUAUAAAGCCCUUGGAAGGGUGUCUCUAAGAACAUUAGGAAGAACAGUUGCUGUGGGCAUCGUGACUCGAAUAGUUGAGGAGCAGUAGUAGUUUCAUACUAAGACUGAAGGGCCGGGCUUGUGUAGUAAUUCAAGAUCGAUGUGAAAAAUAUAAAGUGUUAUAAAAUGAGGAAAGGCAUUUGUUUUGGUC
Hibiscus syriacus is the source of this 2655-nucleotide messenger RNA. Its product is annotated as HBS1-like protein. The transcript is spliced from 13 exons. Lineage: Eukaryota; Viridiplantae; Streptophyta; Magnoliopsida; Malvales; Malvaceae. Gene Ontology annotation, biological process: translation. The record is from RefSeq and is a predicted model, not a curated record. Gene Ontology annotation, molecular function: GTP binding; GTPase activity. Bases 217 to 2553 code for a protein of 778 amino acids.